This is a messenger RNA of Zingiber officinale, 636 nucleotides long. RefSeq names its product LIM domain-containing protein PLIM2b-like. Gene Ontology annotation, biological process: actin filament bundle assembly. Bases 1 to 630 code for a protein of 209 amino acids. NCBI's taxonomy places the organism in Eukaryota, Viridiplantae, Streptophyta, Magnoliopsida, Zingiberales, Zingiberaceae. The transcript is spliced from 4 exons. Gene Ontology annotation, molecular function: actin filament binding. The record is from RefSeq and is a predicted model, not a curated record. Gene Ontology annotation, cellular component: plasma membrane; actin cytoskeleton.
AUGUCGUUCAGUGGAACCCAAGACAAGUGCAAGGCCUGCGACAAGACCGUGCAUUUCAUCGACCUCUUGACUGCUGAUGGAGUCUCUUAUCACAAGACCUGCUUCAAAUGCAGCCACUGCAAAGGGACUCUUUCUGUGUGCAAUUACUCUUCCAUGGAAGGCGUCCUCUACUGCAAGCCGCAUUUCGAGCAGCUCUUCAAGGAGACAGGCACCUUCAGCAAAAAGUUCCCGGCAUCUGGUGAUUAUAUAUGCAAUCACUCUGGUAAGGCCCCGAGCAAGGUCUCCUCUAUGUUCUCUGGAACUCAAGACAAAUGUGCAAGCUGCAAUAAAACUGCAUACCCACUGGAGAAGAUUUCUGUGGAAGGUGAAAUAUACCACAAGACGUGCUUCAGGUGCUUCCACGGCGGGUGCACCCUGACGCCGUCGUCCUACGCGGCGCUCGACGGCGUGCUCUACUGCAAGCACCACUUCGCGCAGCUGUUCAAGGAGAAGGGAAGCUACAACCACCUGACCCAGGUCGCAAUGAAGCGCAGAGCAUCGGAGGACUCGUCGUCGCUGGAUGAGGCGGCGGCGACGGUGUCGGCGGAAGCCGAAGCAGAGGAGGAAGUGAAGGCGGAUGAAGAGCAUUGAUUGAUU